Messenger RNA from Neopelma chrysocephalum (saffron-crested tyrant-manakin), 1272 nucleotides. It is a transcript of the gene LETMD1, whose product is annotated as LETM1 domain containing 1. The transcript is spliced from 7 exons. Lineage: Eukaryota; Metazoa; Chordata; Aves; Passeriformes; Pipridae. The annotation marks the transcript as partial. Gene Ontology annotation, biological process: intracellular monoatomic cation homeostasis. Gene Ontology annotation, molecular function: ribosome binding. Gene Ontology annotation, cellular component: mitochondrial inner membrane. The record is from RefSeq and is a predicted model, not a curated record.
GGCGCAGCUCUUCCUCACCUCUCCGGGGGGCUCCCAGCGCCCCCUCACCUCUCCGGGGGCAUCCUGAGCCCAAAGCUGACCCGGGGGCGGUGGUGCAGGUGCCAGGUGUGCAGGUGCCAGGAGCGUCCCCUCUCCUCCCGGGCCACCUCCCGGGCCCUCGUGGCUGCCGUGGUCGCCGUGGCCCGGAGGGUCAACGCCAGGUACGAGCGGUACCUGGAGAGGAGCUUCCCCAGGUUCUAUGUCCUGUACAGCACCUUCACCUCAGGAAUCCAGGCGCUGUUCCUGGAGGUGAAGGAGAUCAGCAGGAUCAGGUUCAGGAUGUCCCGGCAGCGGCUGAAGGUGCAGCAGCUCCCGUACCGGGACAUGGAGCGGCUGCGCCAGUUCCGCAGGGACGCGCUCAAGGCCAUUCCCAUCGGGAUCAUCGCCAUCCCGCCCUUCGCCAACUUCCUGGUCAUCGUCCUGAUGUAUUUCUUCCCACGGCAGCUCUUGAUCCGCUACUUCUGGACGCCGCAGCAGCAGCUGGAAUUCCUGGAUGUCUAUGAUUCCAUCCGGAGGGACUCGUACCCGGCCGUGGUGCAGAGCCUGGCGCUGGCAGCACAGACCCUGCCCGAGCCCCGGCCCCGGGAGCUCCUGCAGCAGCUCUGCUCCCAGGUGCAGGGAGGUGCCCGGCCCCGCCUGGCCCAGCUCUUGGCCGUCAGGAGUUUGUUCUCGGGGGCUCCACUGGUGCUGAACAGGCUCCAGGUGGAUCACGUGAGGGCCCUGAGCCGGGUGCUGUUCCUGACCCCCCACUUACCGGCCGUUCUCCUGCGGCAUCGCCUGCUCAGCCACGUCCUGGAGAUCCGGCACCUGGACCGGGCCCUGCUGGGGCUGGGGCUGGGGCAGCUCUCUGAGGAGGAGCUGCGAGCGGCCUGUUACCUGCGUGGGCUCAACUCCACCCACCUGGGCCGGGCCGAGUGCCGGGCGUGGCUGGAGCAGUGGCUGCAGCUCUCCUGUGAGCUCCAAGGUACCUGCUGGGGGGACACUCACACAGGGGGGCCCCCCCGGGCUUCUCUGGGCACAGGGAGUGUCACUCCUGUGGAAUUCCGGGGUGACAGGGGCACUUUGUCCCACUCUGGGCUGCCAGGUGUGCCUGUCCCACAGAGCUCCGGUGGCAGAUUCCAUCCCCAGGGGAAAGAAAAUGGGAAUGGGAGGGAAGUGGGGUGCCCCCAUGCCCAUCCCAGUGCUCCCAGUCUUCCCAAUUCUCAUCCCAGUGCUCCCCUAGUGCCCAUCCCA